CCCUAAAUCAAACGCAGCCCCCAUUUGUUCUUCUUCUUCACAAAGCCACAAACUCAUCUCCUCUCCUCUCUUCUCUGAGAACCAUAGAAGCCACCGCAGCCCCCAAUCGCGCAGCCACCGCAUCCCGCCGCCACAGCAUCCCGCAGCCACCGCAGCGACGGGUUUGACCACCGCAGCCCCCACCGCAUCGUUGUCAUCGCCGAGCUCGCCUUCUCUCUGUUCGCUGGUGUCGCGUCCUCUGUCGUCGCCGUUGCUCGCCUUCCACCACGCCGCCGUGAUUCUUGCACAUAUUAGAUAUUUAAACAGCAGGAAAUCGCUCGAGCCGGUACUGAUGGGUAUAAUCAGGAGUUGCUUCUCAUUCAUAGCAGGGACAGUCUGUGGCAUUUAUGUGGCUCAAAAUUAUCAAGUUCCUAACAUCACCAAGCUAAUUGACACUACCUUGCACAAGGCAAAGCAAGUUGAGGAAACAUAUCGCAAGCCUAAGAAGAAGGGUUCUGAUGAUGAUAACUACGAUUAGUUCCCCUAUAUAGCGCUACUCCAGAAUCAGGUUCAUAUUGCUGUGAUGAUAAUCUCUUCUUUGUUUUGUUUUCCUCAAUGAUAUAUAGGGUCAAAUAAAUUUGUUAACAAAAGUAUAUGGUAUAUCGAAAUGAAUGGAAGAGUGUUAGAGGAGAUUUCUUAGCAUUUAUAAGAGCUUUUUUCACUCUUUAGUGGGAAAUGUUAUCUUUCCUUUGUCUCCCAUGUUUGGAAUCUUACAUUGAAAUUACAAAUUAAAGAAAUGUAUAAUAUACUCAUUCAUUAAUCUUGAAUAGAUUUUGGGACUGGGCAAGAAAUCUGUUUUUAAGGUCGUCAGAAUUAUGUAAUAUACCUGGAGUUUUAUGCCUAUAAAUUUUAAUGGUACUUUACCUAUUCUUGAUAUAGUCAUCAUCUUAUUGUGGCUUGUUAA
Arachis duranensis is the source of this 943-nucleotide messenger RNA. RefSeq lists its product as uncharacterized. Lineage: Eukaryota; Viridiplantae; Streptophyta; Magnoliopsida; Fabales; Fabaceae. The record is from RefSeq and is a predicted model, not a curated record. The transcript is spliced from 2 exons. The coding region runs from base 332 to 517 and encodes 61 amino acids.